Messenger RNA from Megalopta genalis, 3296 nucleotides. RefSeq names its product Autophagy-related 4b (gene Atg4b). Gene Ontology annotation, cellular component: cytoplasm. The record is from RefSeq and is a predicted model, not a curated record. Gene Ontology annotation, molecular function: cysteine-type endopeptidase activity; protein-phosphatidylethanolamide deconjugating activity. Gene Ontology annotation, biological process: mitophagy; piecemeal microautophagy of the nucleus; protein processing. Lineage: Eukaryota; Metazoa; Arthropoda; Insecta; Hymenoptera; Halictidae.
CCGAGCGCUUUAAACUUCACACGCGACGCGUCUUCGUAAACACGCGUCCCUUUCCCAACGCGUCUCUUGUCACUGGUUUCUUUAAUCCUAUUUUCGAAACGUUCGCGCUCGCCCGUGCCCGACUCGGCUCGCCAGUCGAGCCGCGUCCACAAAAGACUCGCAUUCCUGGGUCUUUCUGUCCUUCUGUCCGCCGACGGCGUCGUCUAUUUCGAGUGUCUUACGGAGCGGGUAUUUCACUUUUGCCGCGUGAAAGAAAAUGCGACGACGUCCGACCGCCGUCUGCGAGGAGACACCGCGGUGAAACGGGCCCUGCGCGAUCGCCCGCCCGAGGCCGAACUGCAUCGCAUCGGUUUCGCUGGCCAAAGUGCAUCCACGGAUGCACGAUUUCGCGUUCGAUCGUCCGGUCUCGCGUGAACACGGCCAAGGAUCGAGGCGGCGCGAUGCAAUGAGCGACCGGAGGAGCUGUCAUUUGUAAUUAUCGGUGCAACCGCGAAAAUGUGAUUGGCCUCUGUCGCUCUCGCUGUCUUCUUUCGCGUCUCCAUCGUUCUGCGGCACACUUAAAUGUCUCCGGGCAGAUGCUAUCCAAGAUUUACUUUCUGGGCAUGAAUGGACAGGUGCAACCCUCCAGGGAGAGGUUAGGAGGUUUGGGCAAUAGCACGGUUGGAUUGUUUUCUGGAAUGAUCACUGCAGACCAUGUCUCAAAUAUACAGCUCGAUAUCACAAACAAUGGAGUACCCAUGGAUGAUUGCAAUGUCGCAACAGAAGUUGAUAGUAAAGUCAAGACAAAGCUUUUGUCGAUGUGGAAUAAUGUCAAAUAUGGGUGGACCAUCAAGAUGGUAAAACCAAACUUCUCCAAAGAAUCUCCAGUAUUUCUCCUAGGGAAGAUCUACCGAAAGAAGCCAGAUGAGUUUCUGGAAAAGGCUUCAGAGGCUGAGAAAACCUUAGACACCGGAAGCGAGAUAUCGUUAGCGAUAGACGCUAUUAGUUUCGAGGAUGGUAUAGAGGAAUUCAAGAAGGACUUCAUGUCCAGGCUCUGGCUAACGUACAGAAGAGAGUUCCCAAUACUGAAUGGAUCUACAUUCACCACUGACUGCGGCUGGGGCUGCAUGCUUCGGAGCGGUCAGAUGAUGUUGGCACAGGCGCUGGUCUGCCAUCUUCUUGGAAGAGAAUGGCGGUGGCAUCCGGAUCAGCCAAUAGAAACGGAACAACAACAGUUGGACGAGUAUCAUCAUAGACUGAUCAUAAAGUCGUUUGGUGAUUUACCUGAACGUAUAUCGCCAUUUUCGAUACAUACGCUUGUAUCUAUUGGCGCGCAAUGGGGAAAACGCGCGGGGGAUUGGUAUGGACCAUCCUCUGUAGCACACCUGUUAUGUCGGGCGGUGGAGCACGCAGGUGAACACCAUCCAGUAUUUAGUAACUUGGCUGUUUAUGUUGCUCAAGAUUGUGCAGUUUAUUUGCAAGAUGUGGAGAGCGCGUGUCAAAUGGCCGGUGGAAAAUGGAAAUCUCUCAUACUUUUUGUACCUUUAAGACUCGGCGUUGACAAAUUAAAUCCUAUCUAUGCAUCCUGCUUGACUCAUCUGCUCACUUUGGACACCUGUAUCGGAGUGAUUGGUGGUCGACCCAGGCACUCGCUCUACUUCAUAGGAUUCCAGGAAGACAAAUUGAUCAAUCUGGAUCCACACUAUUGUCAAGAAACCGUCGAUGUGUUAAAAGAUAAUUUUCCUUUGACGAGCUUUCAUUGCGCCUCGCCGAGGAAGAUGUUGAUCUCAAAAAUGGACCCCAGCUGUUGCGUGGGAUUCUAUUUUCACAAUAAAAUUCAAUUCACGAAGUUUAUGGAGGUCGCUCCCUCCUAUUUGGUGCCUGAGGACGAGAAGGUCGACUACCCGAUGUUCUUGUUCUGCGAAGGGAGCGGACGGGAUCUUCAUCAGAAGAUCGAGAUCGCAGAGAAUAUUCCUUCUGCUACCUCCUUCUCAGGUAACGAGUCGUACGACGAUGACCUUGACGAAUGCGAAGAGUUUGAGUUGAUACAAUGAGACGCUAAGUAUUUAAGGACAAUUAGUAGCCUCACGGAAAAAGAUGGUAAUAUUAAAUUCAUCCGGAGAUUCUUCUCUCAUUCGUCCACGCGUGUACAAGGAAGACAAAAUUCGAAUUAAUGACUCCAGUAGAUGCAGCUUUGCAUAAAGGUUAGUCGUUAAAUUAAUUACUUUGUGAAAUCAAUUUUUGUGCCGCGAGAUAUAAAAAUGAUGAAAGAAAAGAGCCACACAAGAGUUCUUUAGAUCUAAAACCGUGACCAUAGAACGGAACGGAUAAGUACAUCACAAAUAUUUUCCAUCCGCGAUAAAAAAAGCGGUGGUGUUGUAGACUUAAAAAAGAGCAUUAUCAUCGUCAACAUGUAAUUCUGUGAUCAUAAUUUAAUGCGGCUUUAUUCUCUUAUACGUUGUUGCACAACACUUUUUCGUUACAUUGACUCUUUAUUUUGAUCUCAAAAGAAACAAAGAAGGAAUACCGAUCGCCCUCAACGAUUGCUAGAUUGUUGAUUUAGCGCGCGCGCGCGCGGUUUAUAAUUAAACUGUAGAAUCAGUUCUCAGAGGGGAUAUUUAUUUGACGCGUUCGCGUUUCGACGGCCGCGUUUCAGACUUACGUAGAUCGUAAGUUGACGAUUUUUGCUAUGAAGAGUAAUUUUUAUAACAUUUCGUAACACGUUAAGGAAAUGUUCCUGAUAUAACUUAUUUUAUAACGCAGCAAUACCGUAAUUCCUUGCAAACAUGACCAUACUCAUUCCUUCGCCGGUCAACACGAUGUACAAGUGACCGUAUUUCACUGUCAGGAAACGUCCAUCACGCGAAUCAGUUUCAUCGAUAUCUUUUUUUUUUUUCUUAUUUUCAUUACGAAGCAUACUGAGUUAUUUAUUUAUUUAAUAGUACUUGUUACUUGCCUCUAACGAUUACUCUGACUACUCGGAACUUAUACUAAGUUCUCGCGCCUCGUCGCGCCUUAUCAUUGCAUUCGACAUAACGUUUUAUGUUAUGAAAGAGAGAAAUGUGCGAUUAAUCGAACGUAUAUAUAUAUAUACAUAUUAUAUUUAAGGCUACUGUUAUCAACUGAGGAACCACUUAAUUUUUUCGAGAAUUAAAUGAAGUGAACGAGAAUGUGAGCAUGAUAUAUAUAUAUAUAUGAAUUCUCAUAUUGUUAAUAGGUCUGUACACAGCUGAGAAAAAUUGUUAAAAAUUCUUAUAUCGGUACAGUUACAAAAUAAACAUGGAGAGAAUUAUAAGAAUAAAUCUUUCGACGUUUAA